AAGUUUGCAAACAAGCCCCAGCCCAGCGGAGCUGCUCCCUCGAUCCCCUCCUCCCUCCUCUUCUCAUCCCGUCAAAUCCACAGCACCACCACUCACUAUUAGUAUAUAUAUAAAAGAAAAACUGUAGAGAAAGCAGGCUGGUUUGGGCUGUAAUUCUGUAAAGGAGAAGAAAACCCGUAACAAAAGUCAACAAAUUCAACUGCAGAAAGAAAGAAAAGAAAACAGUGGGAGGUGGAGUAAGUGCAAUGGCGGGGCGAUCGAGCUCAACGUCCACAUCCACAUCCACAUCAUUAUCGUCAGUAUCUUAUUCUUCAUCUUCAAAGAGAGGAAGAUGGAGCCAUCUCUCAACCCACGCUGCUCGGUUUUAUUUCCUCCUCAUUUUUCUGCAAAUCCCUCUUUUCAGGGUUCCAUGUAGAUCUGGGCUGUGUACAACACCACUACAGGUCACGUCCUGCCAGUUGAUAUCUAGUGAAAUCUUUCCCCUUCCCGUAGUGAAGGCCCUACUCUACCCUGGUGCUGUUUUGGAUGGUUUGAUCAGUAACCAGACUGUUCCAAGCUGGGACAAUAUUCUGAAUAUUUAUAACUUGACUGGAGUGAAGGAGGCUUCUGCUGUAACUGACUUGCAACGAUUGGAGGUUCUUGCUGGAAGCUACUUCUCUGUGGCCGGAGGACUUAUUGGCAUUAUUAGACCUGGGAGAAUGAGCAUGUUUGGAACCCUUCUUGUUAUCUGGGGCCUAGUCAAAGAAGGGAUUCUUAAGAAGCCAGUGAACACCGACCCUACAAGUGCAAAUCAAGUAUUUGUCUACCCAACAAUGUUGAUAGCCCUGAUUUGUGCCUUCCUGUCUGUUAAGUAUGAUGUAAAGAAGGUUAUGCGAAGCACUCCAAGUCGACCAGUUGCAAAGCCUCUGCAGAGCUCUGUCAAGUCAAAGUUGAAGUGAGUUACGUUAUAGUACUGCUGACGAAAAAUGAAUUUCACCAUUUCCUUUUCCUUAACUAGUUCUCAGACAAAUUCUGCUACCACUGGGGUUAAUUACCUUUUGGAUGAAACUCAUCGAAGCUGCAAAUUCUCUACUUCACAAGCAAAGUUUGUCGGUGAAUGAACUGAGCUGUUUCUUUUUUUGCAUUAGGAGAAUUGAGUAUGAAUGUUUUGAAGCUGCUUAUUUUAUAAACGUCAUCUCCAGACGGCUUGCGCA
Coffea arabica (coffee) is the source of this 1193-nucleotide messenger RNA. RefSeq lists its product as uncharacterized. The record is from RefSeq and is a predicted model, not a curated record. NCBI's taxonomy places the organism in Eukaryota, Viridiplantae, Streptophyta, Magnoliopsida, Gentianales, Rubiaceae.